CGCACCUUCACCCUCUCUUCCAUCGGUCCGCCCACCGCGUUUCUGGUGCCUCCCGAAACGGACAAUACAGACCGAUUUGGGUUCCCGAACCCUGGGUUGAAGAUCUCAACCCGGCUCUAUUUGCUCGCUAUUUCAAGUCUGACAGCGAUCGCGACCAGGAGAGUGACUACGAUACUGACGAUAGCGACCACGGGGACGACGACGAUCACGAGAGCGAAGGCUCCAGCGGUAACGACGACGAUCCUGCCAUUGUAUUUGACUCCGCGCCAUUUUAUCCAACGAUUCCCGCGUUUUCCCCCCCUUCGCCCAUUCAUUCCAAUACCCACACCGAAAUUUGGUGUGAUACCGACUUUACGGUUAGCAACCACCAAUCUGCCACCAUGCCUAGGGCAACUGGGAUUAUCGACCCGGCGGGCGUCGACCGCACUCGGCCUUUGUACGAGAUUGCCAGUAACGACAAGAAAAGAGUCGCUUAUUUCUACGACUCCGACAUUGGCAACUAUGCCUAUGUCACUGGCCACCCGAUGAAGCCGCAUCGCAUUCGCCUGGCUCACAGCCUGGUGAUGAACUACAAUGUCUACAAAUUCCUCGAGAUUUACCGUGCGAAGCCGGCUGUCACCGCCGAGAUGACGCAGUUCCAUACCGACGAGUAUAUCGAGUUUCUCCAGAAGGUGACACCCGAUAAUAUGGAUGCCUUCAUGAAGGAGCAGUCGAGAUACAACGUCGGCGACGAUUGCCCUGUGUUCGACGGGUUGUUCGAGUUCUGUGGGAUCAGUGCGGGCGGCAGCAUGGAGGGCGCUGCCCGUCUCAACCGUGAGAAGUGCGACAUCGCAAUCAACUGGGCUGGUGGUCUUCACCACGCCAAGAAGAGCGAGGCUAGUGGUUUCUGCUAUGUCAACGACAUUGUUCUCGCAAUUCUCGAGCUGCUGCGCUUCAAGAAGCGCGUGCUCUACAUUGACAUUGACGUCCACCACGGCGAUGGUGUCGAGGAGGCUUUUUACACCACCGACCGCGUCAUGACGGUUUCUUUCCACAAGUACGGCGAGUACUUCCCCGGUACCGGCGAGCUCCGCGAUAUCGGCAUUGCCAAGGGCAAGUACUAUGCGGUCAACUUCCCGCUGCGGGAUGGAAUCGACGAUAAGGCGUACAAGACCAUCUUCCAGCCGGUCAUUGAGGCUGUCAUGAAGUACUACCAGCCCGAAGCCGUCGUUCUCCAGUGCGGCGGCGACAGCCUCUCGGGUGACCGACUCGGCUGCUUCAACCUCAGCAUGCGCGGCCACGCCAACUGCGUCAAUUACGUGCGCGGUUUCAACCUGCCGACCCUUGUCCUGGGCGGUGGCGGCUACACCAUGAGGAAUGUUGCCCGCACCUGGGCGUACGAGACCGGUCGCUUGGUCGGUGUUGAGAUGGACCCGGUCCUUCCGUAUAACGAGUAUUACGAGUAUUAUGGACCUGAUUACGAGCUGGAUGUGCGCGCCUCCAACAUGGAGAACGCCAACAGCUAUGAGUACCUUGAUAAGAUCAAGGUUGCGGUGAUUGAGAACUUGAAACAGACCGCUCAUGUUCCGUCCGUCCAAAUGCAGGACGUUCCGCGCCAGGGUCUCGGCAUGUCUGACGACCAAGACGAUGAAAUGGACGACGACGAUGAAGACGACAACAAGGACGUCCGCAUGACCCAGCGCCAGUGGGAGAAGCGCGUCGAGCGCCAGGAUGAGUUCGAGGACUCCGACGAUGAGGAAAUGGCUCGCGCGAAUGGCGUGUAUAGACCCAACGGGCGUUCGCGCCAGGAAACCGACUUCCGCAACAUUAAGGACGAUGACACCAUGGAGGUCGACAGUGGCGUCGCAACCCCCGGAGAGCCGCAUACCGCGGCCGAGAACGACGACACCAUGAUUGAUGAAGCCGUCUCCGAGAUUCUCGCCGAGGUCGAGGCUCAGGAGCGAGCUGAGGCUGAUCAGCGUGCCGCGGAUGCUGCCGAGCAGCUCGGACAGCUUGCGGAGAGCGACAAGGCCAACGUUGACGGCGACGGAGACGUCGCCAUGGAUGAGGCCGCCGUUGCCAACAUCAAAACGGAGGAGCCCGAGGGCAUGGCGGCCACCGAGGUAGCGCCCAACAACAAUGCCGACGACAAGGCCGGCAAUGAGGGUGAAACUACCACCACCAACCGCGCUUCGGGCUCUCCGGCGAUCGGUGGUGACGAGCCCAAGCCUGCCGAGGCAGCAGCUGCUGUCCAGACGUCUGAGAAAGACACGGCUAACGCCGAGAACUAGCCCGAGUCACUGACCGAGGCCUAGUUGGCGUGGAUUCUGAACUGAUUAGAAUUUAAUACGACCCAGCUGGCGAUUACAGCGAUGUGUUUCUGUACAAACAAAGAGGUCGUCAUGUGGUCCUUUUUUUGUAACGGCGUUCAGGAAUGGCAUGGACCGGAAUUGGGAAAGGGGCGGCAUUGGGUUGACAUUGGGCAUCGGUGUUGAUGGAGUGACCGUCUGGUUUUCUGAACCCUGGUACCGUGAUGCUUCGCUGAGACAGCAGCGCAUGGUUGUGUUAGCUGGCUCUGGUGGCUGGGCAUCUUGGAGUUGUAUGGGUUCCUGGUCGAUAAUCAUACUACUAUUAGGAACGAAGGACGGAUGUGGAUUCAGCAAGGUCGCAUCAUACCAUUAAUGAGAUGGUACUACUUCUUGAUGCA
Molecule: messenger RNA, 2686 nt
Organism: Chaetomium strumarium
Lineage: Eukaryota; Fungi; Ascomycota; Sordariomycetes; Sordariales; Chaetomiaceae
Product: histone deacetylase RPD3-like protein
Exons: 4
Coding region: 381-2270 (629 amino acids)
Biological process (GO): negative regulation of transcription by RNA polymerase II
Cellular component (GO): nucleus; Rpd3L-Expanded complex
Molecular function (GO): histone deacetylase activity
Source: RefSeq, a predicted model, not a curated record